Limanda limanda (common dab) is the source of this 4572-nucleotide messenger RNA. It is a transcript of the gene gli2a, whose product is annotated as GLI family zinc finger 2a. NCBI's taxonomy places the organism in Eukaryota, Metazoa, Chordata, Actinopteri, Pleuronectiformes, Pleuronectidae. The record is from RefSeq and is a predicted model, not a curated record. Gene Ontology annotation, molecular function: DNA-binding transcription factor activity, RNA polymerase II-specific; RNA polymerase II cis-regulatory region sequence-specific DNA binding. Gene Ontology annotation, biological process: smoothened signaling pathway; regulation of transcription by RNA polymerase II. The coding region runs from base 1 to 4491 and encodes 1496 amino acids. Gene Ontology annotation, cellular component: nucleus. The transcript has 13 exons.
AUGGAGACUUCAGCUCCAACAGCCACUGAGAAGAAGGAGUGUAAAGGUUCAGGUUUAGAUGGAAGCAGCUUCUCAGAGCUGCCGAAAAAGCCCUCACCCACCACCCUGACCCGAGGUGCUCAUCACCUCUUCCCCUCGUUUCACGCACCAAUCCCCAUCGACAUGAGGCACCACGAGGGGCGGUACCAUUAUGAGCCACACCCACUUCACGCCAUGCAUGGACCUCCAGGCCUGACGGGCAGUCCGGUCAUCUCAGACAUCUCCCUGAUCCGUCUCUCUCCCCACGCCUUGGCCGGGUCGGGCGAGUCGCCGUUCAGCCCCCCCCACCCGUACGUCAGCCCCCACAUGGAGCACUACCUGCGCUCGGUGCACGGCAGCCCCACCCUGUCCAUGAUCUCAGCCGCCCGGGGACUGAGCCCGGCUGAAGUGACCCACGAACACUUGAAGGAGCGAGCUCUGUUCAGCCUGCCCCCCCCUCCGCCGGGGGCCAACCCCACCGAGUACUACCACCUGAUGGCCAGCGCCAGCCAGCGGAGCCCGUACGGCGACCUGCUGAUGCAGAGCAGCGCCGCAGCCGCAGCCGCUGCAGCCGCUCAUCUGCCCGACUACAUCAGCCCCAUGGACGUCUCUCGUUUCUCCAGUCCUCGGCUGACCCCCCGGCUGAGCAGGAAGAGAGCCCUGUCCAUCUCCCCCCUGUCGGACGCCAGCAUCGACCUGCAGACCAUGAUCCGCACCUCGCCCAACUCGCUGGUGGCCUACAUCAACAACUCCCGCUCCAGCUCGGCCGCCAGCAGCUCCUACGGGCACCUCUCGGUCGGAGGCAUCAGCCCCUCCUUCAGUUUCCCUCAUCCCAUCAACCCGAUGGCCUACCAGCAGCUGUUGUCCCAGCAGAGGAGUCUCAACGCCUUCGGCCACGCCCCUACUCUCAUUCAGCCGUCGCCGUCCUCGUAUUCCGCUCGCCAGCACCCGCUCACCGCCUCACCGAUGUCCACCUCGCACAACAUCUCCCACUCGGAGGCAAACCAGAAUGCCAGUGGAGACCCAGCAGUGAGCAGCACGGUCAACCCACUGAUCACCAAGAGGUCAAAGGUCAAGACGGAAGCUGAGGGUCCCCUGCCCAUCUCUCCCACUUGUCAGGACCAUGGGGGGGGAAUCUUGGACUUGAGUGAGGAUCUGGAUAAAGACGAGUGCAAGCAGGAGCCCGAGGCCGUGUAUGAGACCAACUGCCACUGGGAGGGCUGCAGCAAGGAGUACGACACCCAGGACCAGCUCGUCCAUCACAUCAACAACGACCACAUCCACGGCGAGAAGAAGGAGUUUGUGUGCCGCUGGGACGAGUGUUCCCGGGAGCAGAAGCCCUUCAAGGCGCAGUACAUGCUGGUCGUCCACAUGAGGCGCCACACGGGCGAGAAGCCGCAUAAAUGCACGUUUGAGGGCUGUGCCAAAGCUUACUCUCGCCUGGAGAACCUCAAGACUCACCUGCGCUCCCACACCGGAGAGAAGCCGUACGUGUGUGAACAUGAAGGCUGCAACAAGGCCUUCUCCAACGCCUCGGACCGGGCCAAGCACCAGAACCGCACACACUCAAACGAGAAACCAUAUGUGUGCAAGAUCGCGGGGUGUACCAAGCGCUACACGGACCCCAGCUCUCUCAGGAAGCACGUGAAGACCGUGCACGGCCCGGAAGCGCACGUCACCAAGAAGCAACGCAGCGACGCCCCCCCGAGACAGCAGCUGCCCAAGGGCAACGGAGAGAACGAGGCGAACUCCAAGCACGGUGCACGAGUAGUGGACGGCAAGAUUGAGGCCAACAGCACCUCCAGAGGCCAGGAUGACUGCAUUCAGAUCAAAUCCAUCAAGACGGAGACCUCCAUGACAUAUCAGUCCAGUCCUGGUGGCCACUCGUCGUGUAGCAGUGAGCCGUCGCCUCUCGGCAGCGCCAACAACAACGACAGUGGGGUAGAGAUGGCCAUGCACAGCGGGGGCAGCUUCGGGGACCUCAGUGCUCAGGACGAGUGCCCCCUGGUGGACUCCACCGUCCCUGCAGGGGGACAGCUGGGGGGGAUGGGUCUUCAGUUGAGGAAAGCCGGCGUGGGUCAUGGUGGCGGGGUCACCAUCAAGCUGGAAAACAUCAAGAAGGAAAGGCUGAAGAGCGUGAGGGACUCCUGCCCCUGGGGCAACUCGGCACCGCAGCCUCCACAGGGCCAACGCAUCAGUAUGAAGCUGCCUCCCAUACCUGCACUCGGUUCCCUGCUGGAGAGCUCCAAUGUGAUGACUAAUCUAACCGGUCUGCACAACAACAACCAACGCAUCGGCGACCAGCCUUCGUGUGAGGUCACUCUGCUGAACCAGUUGAACGAGCGGCGUGACAGCACCACCAGCACCCUCAGCUCCGCUUACACCAUGAGCCGCCGCUCAUCUGGGAUUUCCCCCUGCUACUCCAGCCGUCGCUCCAGUGAGACUUCCCAGUUUAGUCAUCACCGCAAUAACAAUAUCAGUUCUGCCGACUCCUAUGACCCGAUCUCCACUGAUCUGUCCCGCCGCUCGAGUGAGGCCAGCCAGUGGGGGGGCAGCGGUACCGGCGGAGGAGGUCUCCCAAGCCUCCUGAGUCUGACACCAGCUCAGCAUUAUCGGCUCAAGGCAAAGUACGCUGCUGCCACUGGUGGAGCUCCGCCUACUCCUCUGCCCAAUAUGGAGCGGAUGAGCCUGAGGACUCGCAUGGCGUUGUACAAUGACUCCCAGGAAGGCUCGUCUCAUCCAUUCCAUCAGCCGCCCUCUGGAGCUGCACCCAGGCGCUGCAGUGAUAUUGGAUAUGGCGCCCAGAGCAUGAUGCCCCACGAGGUACCUGCCAGCCUCCCACGCCGUGCCAGUGACCCAGUGCGCCGUCCCACACUCGAUCAGUUCUCCUUUCCAAGGGUCCAGCGCUAUAACAGCAUGAACAGCAUGAAUCCCAACAUGGGUCCAUCAGCUGCAGAACGCCACCAGGCGCUGGCCAUGCAGGGCUACACUCGCUCUGAUGGCAGCCUGCAACGCUACCCAUUUGCCCCGAGACCACCUAGCAUCUCUGAGAAUGUAGCCAUGGAGAACAUGGCAGUAGAUGGAAUGAUGACCGGGGGCGAGCAGAAUGGAGAGGAGGACAUGGUGCUUCCAGAUGAUGUGAUGCAAUACCUCAGAACCCAGAAUUCCAGCCACUCGGGUAACAACUCGGGGCAAGUGGACUAUCAUUCCAACAAUCAGACUCAGGGCUACCAGACAGCCAUGGCCCCACCCACAUCAUUUUAUGCACAGAGGAGGAUGGCCAUGGUGGAUGCCACCAUGCGUCCAUCUGGUCAGGAUCUGCCUUUCUCAGCAGCAUCAGACAACCUGAACAAGAACAACAUGCCCGUGCAGUGGAAUGAGGUGAGCUCAGGGACCGUGGACACCACAGCCAAGCUCUCCAGGCAACAGCAGCAUCCUGUCAGAGGGAAUCUAGCUGUUGCUCAGCAGAGGAACAAUUUUGGAUCCUUCCCGACACAAGGUCUGGGUUUGGGUAGCAACCAGCAGGUAGUGCCUAUGAGUCAGAAUAUGUCUAUGCAGGGAUAUGCCAACCACAACAGCCAGAGGCCAAUGAACAUUAACCACCAGCAGAAUCAACAACAAAGGCAAUGUAACAAUGUGAACUUUAGUGAUCAAAUGAGUCCUCAGCAGGGAUAUGGCCAAGAGGCGAUCCCAAACUCUAUAGCUGGGAGCACCAGCAUGAGACCGACCCGCAGCGGUGCCACAGAUCCAGAACUGCAAACCUACAGAGCAAGGACACAGGCUGAUGGGUAUUCUCACAUGAACCAAGUGGAUCUCCAGCAUAAUUACAACGUUGUUUCCCAGCAGCAGCAGCACGUCAUCCACAAUGGAGGCAGAGGAAUGUUACAACCUCGGCCUCCCACAGAGCCCAAGGCCAUUGCCAGACAACACACAGGAUCUAGCUUAAUGCCACCAAGUCGAAUACCCAAGGCAACGCAUGACACUUCGGAGGCUAGCCCAAAGAGGCCCAGUGGGUCAGUGGCCCAAAACAGCAACUCUUCUGUGUUCUAUACAGGUCAGGUUCACAUGUUUGAGCCAACUUCUGUCAGCUUCGAUGCCCCCAUGUCCCCCUGUGCCAACCAGGCUCCUGCCGGCAACAACAGCGCAGCACCCAACAUGGCUUCACCGGGAGUCAACCAGGUCUCCAGCAGUACGGUGGAUUCUUCAACUGGUAGAUCUGGAGGUACGGAACACGCCCAGAUCGACUUUGACACCAUGCUGGACGAUGGGGACCACUCCAGCCUGAUGUCGGGCACCUUGAGUCCCGGGCUUCUGACGAGCCUCUCCCAGAGCUCCUCCCGUCUGACCACACCUCGGAACUCGGUCACACUUGCGUCGGUACCGGCGGGGAUCGGCAACAUGGCCAUCGGUGACAUGAACUCCAUGCUCACAGCUCUGGCUGAAGAAAGCAAGUUCCUCAACAUGAUGAGCUGAGAGCAAUCACAGACCUCAUCGUCCACCCAGGCUUCACAUCAGGAAUAUAGAGACUACACACGAAAGCACUGAUCGAACAAG